GCGAACGCACGUCAUUUUUGUCGCGCGCGGUAUUUGAAACCCCUCUUUUUGAAAGAGCCAUCGAAACCCGAAACUGAAAACUGAGCCAAACGAACAACACGCACACUCGCCAACUUUGUGUGUGUUUGUGCGAGUGGCCACUAAAAGUAAUAUCGUGUUUACAAAAAAAAAAGCGGAGAAAAUACCCGUGAUACUACACAAAGGCAGCAGCACUAAAAAAAAGGGGGAAACCCCCUGGGAACAACAACUUAAUGUCCAAAUGAAAUAAGUGAAAUUUUCACACCGAAAUUAAUAAAGACAUUAGUGCGUGCGGGCGUGGCUCAUUUGGGGCAUUUAACGGAGGCCAAGAUGUGUGCAGUGGAUCCGGAUCCCUUCACCCAGCACCAGCUGCCGCACCACCAUAAAACCGAGCACCACCAAUGCCACCAGCAGCUGAGGGUGGAGCAACAGGCUCCGGGGGCGAGAAAAUCGGCCACAGGAAGGACGGCGGCCACGAGUUUGCAGAUCUGGUACAUCCUUCAUGUGAUACUAGUCCUAAUCGACAUUAGCAGCUCGCUGACAAUGACCGAGGUGAAGAUACCCAAUCACAUAAUGCGCCUGAAGAGCGCCACUCUGGGCUGUCGUUACGCCCUCGACGGGGAGUCCUUGUACUCGGUGAAGUGGUAUAAGGACGGGCACGAGAUCUACCGCUAUGUGCCACGCGAUAAGCCCCCCGGACAGGCCUUCCCCCUUCCCGGAGUCAACAUCGAUCUGCGUAACUCCUCGGACACCCAGAUCCUCCUGCGCCGCGUAACGCUGCAAAGUACUGGACUUUAUCGGUGCGAGGUGUCCGGCGAGGCGCCCGCAUUCAACACCGUUUCGGAGUCGGAGACCAUGACCGUUGUGGUGACUCCCAACCACGGACCGAAGAUAACUGGCGGGCAGCCGCGCUACCAAAUUGGAGACACCGUCCGGGUUAAUUGCACCUCGUCGCCGUCCAAGCCCGUCUGUCACCUGAGCUGGCUAAUUAACGGGGAGCCGGUGCAGAAGACCCACCUGCGGCAGUUCGACAAGGUGGUGGUGAAUCGGGAUGGACUGGAGAUGGCCCGCCUGGGGCUGGAGUUCCGGGUGCGGGCUUAUCACUUCAAGCACGGCGACAUGAAGUUGAAGUGCGUGGCCAAAAUCAGCUCACUUUAUCUGCAGAGCAACGAGGAGAGUGUGGAAAGCGAUCGCCAGCAGAGGGCACCGGCCUUGGAAUCUCGGGAGACGGUGGCAGCCAAGUCCAGCACGAUUGCUGCCGCCACCUCCAAAGUGCCAUCAAGCCUCGUUGCUCUACUGCCUCCGGUUUUCCUGCUGCUGCUGUUUCCAACUUGGACCUGGCCCAGAGACAGUUAACUAUCCCAAGAAUAAGGAUCGCAAAAAAACUAAAGCCCA
Drosophila subpulchrella is the source of this 1413-nucleotide messenger RNA. RefSeq lists its product as uncharacterized. The record is from RefSeq and is a predicted model, not a curated record. The transcript is spliced from 7 exons. Lineage: Eukaryota; Metazoa; Arthropoda; Insecta; Diptera; Drosophilidae. Bases 349 to 1374 code for a protein of 341 amino acids.